GUUUAGUUCUACGUAGAGGGUGAGGGUAGAGGAGAGAGCCCAUCGUCAAACCCCAAUCCCCCCACACCCUCGUCGCCGGCGCCGGCUCCGGCGAAAACCCUAGCGAGCCAUGGAGAGGCCCGGCCACGGCGGCAUCGGCAGCGGCGGCGGCAGCAAGAACCCGCCGCCCUCUGGGAAGAAGGAGGCGGGGGAUGAGGAGUACGGGGGAGGGUACGACCGGCUGGACGAGGAGGUGGAGUUCCGGCUGCCGAGGGGGCACCGGCCGGUGGAGAACCUGGACACGGAGGGGCUGGAGCAGGCCUCGGUCGACACCCGGCUCGCCUCCUCCAACGUCGGCUUCAGGCUGCUGCAGAAGAUGGGAUGGAAGUCCGGCAAGGGCCUCGGCAAGAACGAGCAAGGUAUACUGGAGCCAAUAAAAGCUGGUAUCAGGGAUGCAAAAUUAGGAGUGGGAAAGCAAGAGGAGGAUGACUUCUUCACAGCUGAGGACAAUGUACAAAGAAAGAGAUUAAAUGUUGAACUUGAGGAGACCGAAGAGCAUAUUAAGAAGCGUGAGGUCACAGCAGAACGUGAGCAGAAAAUCCGCAGUGAGGUUAAGGAGAUACAGAAGACGUUCUUUUGCAGCCUCUGUAAUAAGCAAUACAAGCUGGCAUAUGAGUUUGAGAGUCAUCUAAGCUCAUAUGACCAUAAUCAUAGGAAGAGGUUUAAGGAAAUGAAAGAAAUGCAAAGCGGCGGCAGUGGCAACCGUGAUGAUAGGCAGAAACGUGAGCAGCAGCGAGAAGAGAAGGAGCUGGCAAAAUUUGCCCAACUGGCAGAUGCUCAUAGGAAGCAGCAGAAAGAGAAGCAAGAACAACCAGAUAUCUCAGGAGAGCAAGCUACGUCAAAGAACUUGCCGACCCCGGGCAAUCAGGAUCAGCGUCGAACAUUGAAGUUUGGCUUCUCCAAAAUGACCCCUUCCAAGGCACCUGUUGGCAGCAUGAGCAAGAAGCCAAAGAUUGGCACCAAGGUCCCUUCCGUCUUCGGAAACGACAGCGACGAGGAGGCGUGAUCUUCCUUUGCCGUCAGAUGAUACCUGAGAAAGGAGGGGAAUGCCGGCCUUGUCAGCAGAUUUGACCCUGAGAAGACACCAUGGAUGUAAUGUGCCGCUGGUUUGACCAGAUGCGGAUUGAUAGCGGCGGCAUCUUGGCCAACCCCAUGAACAAACAGGGACUUGGACGUUGCGGUGUCAAUUGUAUUGAACUGAUGGUACGUUGUAAGAGCAACUCUGUCUGUCUGUACUUCCAUGUUGAUGAGAGUGGUGGUUAACUGGCUUGAGCCAUGGCAACAAGCUGGCAACUAGAAGAAGAUGGCCGGCCCUCCCUUUGUUGGGGCACGUUUGUAUCA
Messenger RNA from Triticum dicoccoides, 1380 nucleotides. Its product is annotated as G patch domain-containing protein 8-like. Gene Ontology annotation, molecular function: nucleic acid binding. The record is from RefSeq and is a predicted model, not a curated record. Bases 110 to 1045 code for a protein of 311 amino acids. The transcript has 7 exons. Lineage: Eukaryota; Viridiplantae; Streptophyta; Magnoliopsida; Poales; Poaceae.